UCCUCUCCAGCAGGAUUCAGCCUCCAGCUCCUCCUCUGAUGCAUCGUUUGCAUCAGUACUUGGGAAGACUUGUCCGCGCACUACCGCUGCGCCUCCCCUCCGCGCAUUCACGGGCUCCACUUUACCAGGUGAUGACCGACAACCGCGCAGCGCCAAAAAUGACAUGUUUCUAACACCCCUGAAGACCGGAAUCAACGUAGAAUGGAGACGCGCCUCGGCCACUGCCUUUUCAUCGUUUUCUCCGAGUGGAUUUGGCUCCUCACCACAACUUCCAUCCUGGGCGGAACGGCGGCGGAGGUGAGGUGCAUCCCCUCCUGCCAUCUGCCGCUCAUCGCAGCCUUUCCCCGGGAACUCUCCGAGCUGGACGCGACCGGUUUCGACGGGCCGCCGGAUGAAGAAUUUGUCGGAUCUACCGAGGGGUCGCCAGCCGCCGAGGGGGACGAAAAGCACAAAGAAAGUUGGUCCGAAGUGCAGCCGCGUUUGGGAGAAAAUAACACGAGCUGUGCGCAGGAGGACGCUCUGGGCGACCGCCGCAAACUUUGCAAAGUGAUUCCUCAAACCGCCGAGCCGCCUCUCGCUGAUGUGACCGAGAAUAGCACAAGGGAUGACAAAAAUAAAAGCUUUCACGACGAGAACGGCGAUCUGAACGCGCCAGAGGAGGAGGAUGUGGGCGCGUGGAGACGACCGCGCAGCGCGAGGAGCGCAGAGACUUGGUCCGAAUUCCGAGUCGAGGGCGCGGAGGACGCCUCGCCUUCAGACCCGGAGGAGUUUCUGCUCACAAGUUCGACGUUUGCGCUCGCCAGUGACACUGCUCACAACCAGGCGAUGGUGCACUGGUCCGGGCAGAACAGCAGCGUGAUUCUCAUGUUGACAAAAUACUACGACUUCAACUCAGGAAGAGUUACGGAGAGUUCUUUAUGGAGGUCAACUGAUUACGGGACCACGUAUGAAAAACUUAACGAGGAAGUCGGGACUAAGACGAUACUGAGCUACCUGUAUGUGAGCCCCAACAAUAAAAUGAAGAUCAUGCUGCUGACCGACCCGGAGGUGGAGAGCAGCCUGCUCAUUAGCCUUGACGAGGGGGCGUCCUACCAGAAGCACAGCUUAGCCUUUGAUAUCCUCAGCCUGCUUUUUCACCCCGAGCAGGAGGACUGGAUCCUGGCUUACAGCCAUGACCAAAAGCUCUACGUCUCUGUUGAGUUUGGGAGGAAGUGGCAGCUUGUGCACGACAACGUCGUCCCCAACAGAUUCUACUGGUCCAGAUUGGGUCUGGACAAAGAGCAAGGGAUGAUCCACCUGGAGAUCAACGUCUCGGACGGACGGUCACAGUACAUAACUUGUAAACUUCAGAACUGCUCUGAUGGAAACAAGGGCAAGCCUUUCCCUGGAUUUAUCAUCCCUAAUUCCCUCGUGGUUCAGGAUGAAUACGUUUUCAUCCAGGUGCCGGUAGGUGGCCAGUCCGUCCAUUAUGUGUCCUAUAAAAGAAAUGCUUUCUACCCAAUGAAGCUGCCCAAGUACACUUUGCCAAAGGACUUGCAGAUUAUCAGCACGGACGACAACCAGGUGGUGGCGGCGAUUCAGGACUGGAAUCAGAACGACUCCUACAACCUGUACAUGUCGGAGUCCAGAGGGCUGUUCUUCACGCUGAUACAGGCCGACGUCAUGAGCAGCGGCGGUCCAGAGGGCAACAUCAUGAUCGACCUCUACGAGGUUGCCGGGAUUAAAGGGGUGUUCCUGUCAAAUAAAGUUGUUGAGAACCAAGUGAAAACUUAUAUCACGUACAACAAGGGGAGAGACUGGCGUCUUCUUCGGGCUCCGUCAACCGAUCUCCAGGGAAACAGGGUCUAUUGUGAACAACCGUACUGUUCGCUGCACCUCCACCUGCAUGUGUCGGAGAGCCCUUACACCUCGGGUAACAUCAUCAGCAAAGACUCGGCUCCAGGAAUUAUAAUAGCAUCAGGUGUGGUCGGGCCUGAGCUCACCUCCACCAAUAUCAGCGUCUUUAUCACGUCGGACACUGGAAACACCUGGAGAGAGGUUUUUCAGGAGGAGUACAGUGUGUUUUUCCUGAAUCAAGGAGGAUCUCUGGUGGCCAUCCGACACACACCUCUGCCAAUUAGACACAUUUGGCUGAGUUUUGAUGAGGGCAGAAACUGGGACAAAUAUAGCUUCACCUCCUCGCCGCUCUUUGUGGAUGGGGUGCUCGGGGAGCCUGGAGAGGACACCCUCAUCGUGACAAUAUUUGGUCACUUCAGCCAUCGGUCCGAGUGGCAGCUCGUCAAGAUCGACUUCCGAUCCAUCUUUCAACACCGGUGCACGUCUGAGGAUUAUCUGACGUGGCAGCUACAUAAUGAGGAAGAAGUGUGCAUCAUGGGAAUGAAGAGAAUCUUCCAAAAACUGAAAGCAAACGCUCGAUGUGUCAAGGCCAGAGAUCAGUAUAUUUCCCAGAUGUCAGAUUCCUGCCCAUGCACAGAGGCUGAUUUUGAGUGUGACUAUGGGUUUGAGAGGCAGCUCGACGGCGGCUGCACUCCGGCUUUCUGGUUUGUUCCAUCAGCGGCGUCCAGAGACUGCAUCACCGGGGACAGCUUCCUGAACACCACCGGAUACCGGAAGGCUUCGUCUAACAACUGCACCGCGGGAACUCUGCUGAAGUACAGCCCCAGGCGGCAGAAAUGCCCCAGUCAGGCUCCCAGGGGCCUCCAGCUCUUCACCAGCGAGGGAACGCUGGUGGCCACUCUGGGGAGGAACGUCACCUUCCUGGUCUUUCUGGAAGAGGGUCUCGGCUCCAUGACGAGCGUCACGGUGGACUUUGGCGACGGGACGGCCAUAUCUUACGGUAACAUCAGCUCCAUCGACGACGGGGUCAAGCACAUGUACGACAAAGUGGGCAUCUACCAAGUCUCUGCCACGGCGAGCAACAGCCUGGGGUCAGACCGGGUCACGCUCUACCUCCACGUCUCCUGUCAACUCGAGCAGGUGCAGCUUUCGGCUCCUUCUGUGGUUGUCAAGAACAAAGCGGUGAACCUCACAACAAUCCUGCAACCCAGUAAUGUGGGAACGGUUACUUAUUACUGGUGGUUUGACAACAAAACGGAGCCCGUCGUGACUCUCGAUGGAACCAUGUCCUUCACCUUCUCCAGAGAGGGGGGUCACUCCGUCACGGUGCAGGCUUCAGUUGGGAGCACCGUCCAUCAGGACCACAUGAAGAUAGCCGUUUAUGAUUAUUUCCGGUCACAUGUUUUGGCCUUUUCCUCUAAUUUGGACGAUCUGAACCCGGGGGUGUCUGAGUGGAGGGAGGACAUCGGCAGAGUCGUGAAGCACUGCAUGGUUCAGGUCACAGGAAUCAGCGAGGAUCAGCUCCUGGUCACGGUGCUCCCGGGCUUGCCGACCACAGCUGAGGUUUUCAUCGUGCCCGAGCGGAAGUCGAGAGACGGAGCCUCGGACGAGAAGUGGGCGCACCUCGAUCAGCUUUCUCAGGUUCUGCUAAGUGCUCUGAACCAGGACCUCAUCCAGUUCACACUCAAGCCGGGGGUGCAGGUGAACGUCUUCGCCACGCGGCUGUCUCCAGCUCCCCUGGUGGACAGCAGUGACAGCACCCACAGCGGCACUGCAGUCAUCAUGCUGGUGUCAGUCGUGCUGAUGGGCCUGGCUGUCUUUGUAAUAUAUAAAUUUAAAAGGAAGAUCCCUGGGAUGAACACAUACACCGCCGAGCAGCCCGACAAGGAACAAGAGGUCAUCCCGACAGUGACCUCCAUCGCCGUCCCAAACCCUGAGGGAGACAAGCUGACCUCGCUGGACCAUGUGGACGUACAGCUGGACUCAAACAGCAGAGGCUACCUGCCAUCGCACACAGACAUCAAGCUCUCUGAUGAAGCGCCCCAUGUGUUUUAAUGUUGAGAGUCUAUGACCGACUCGAAAGCAAUACAUCUUCUUUGGCAGUUACUUCCAGCAAGCUAUGAAACCACGGUCACAAUGAAUGGUCUCGAGUGUUUUGCUACCCAUGCAUGGAUGGACCAGUUCACACUGUGCUGCCUAAUCCCUCCGAGGAGUCUGUACAGAUUUAUACUUGCUUCUUGAAAAGGAACACUUUUUGACUGAAAUACUUGUAUUUUUGCAAGGACGUUGAUCUUUUUAUGUAAAUAAUGUACAUCCAUAAUGGAAGAAGUAUAAGUAAUUUGUCUCAGCUGGUUACAGCUACGUCUGCUCCAAUAUGAGAAGAAAAAAAAAAAAAUCAAACUGCAGUAUGGAGG
Salarias fasciatus (jewelled blenny) is the source of this 4250-nucleotide messenger RNA. Its product is annotated as VPS10 domain-containing receptor SorCS1-like. Bases 202 to 3891 code for a protein of 1229 amino acids. Gene Ontology annotation, biological process: post-Golgi vesicle-mediated transport. Lineage: Eukaryota; Metazoa; Chordata; Actinopteri; Blenniiformes; Blenniidae. The record is from RefSeq and is a predicted model, not a curated record. The transcript has 27 exons. Gene Ontology annotation, cellular component: Golgi apparatus; membrane. Gene Ontology annotation, molecular function: protein binding.